CUUUAUGCUUCCUUGCUUUCCUUGAUAAUGUGUUUUUCUCUUCAGGUUGAUCUUCAAACACCGGGUGAUGGUCAAGGCCAAACUCGGCCACACAGUCCACAUGGACAUACAGAAAUUCAAGGAUGAGAGUGAGGACUACGUGGCUCACAUGUGGCGGCGAGUGGCUCUCAGCUCGAGAGAACCUCUGGAACAGAUGUCGUCCUACCAGCUGGCCAUUGAGGCUCUCAAUAGUCCCAGCAAUGAGUGGCAGAAGGUGGAGUAUCUGCUAGAGUUUGGUCAGUGGUUGUAUGUGAAUGACUUCCCACUGCAAGAUGCCAUUGACCAGAUCGAGUGGGCGGCUGAUAUCCUGCUCAACAUGACCUCCCAGAACUCCCAGACUACUAUUGCUCCAGCUGAAGGCAAAGCUAAAGGCAGCUCUAUGUUCCUUGAUGGGAAGAAGGUACCAGCAAAAGCUGCUGCUACCAAAGUGGCUAAAGGGAGGCGAACCCCUCCCAAGAAAGGAGGCAGCCUGAAAGAGUCAAAGGAAAGUCUGGCUGCAAGUCAUUCACGCAAGUCAGUCUCCAUAGGCGACAAAUUGACCGACGUCAAGAGUACCAGUAGUGAGAGCGAGAACGAGAUCAACCCCGCAGACUAUAUACCCAUCGCUAAGGAAGCUGAUAUAGGUGUUCUUCCUGUGGACACGAGUCUGACAGUGACGAGCGUGGUGGAUGCGAGACAACUCGACAUGUUAGUGCGGGUACACGUGGUGCUGGCGCAGGUCGUGGGGUCGGCCUCCCAGUGCUACCGAGACAUCUGUCUGACAGCGUACGGAUACCUCAUGCAGCUCUGGAAGGUGUGUUUGUCAACAUCCGGUCCUGUGCUGAAGGAGUUGGCGACGAAUCAACCGGAUUCUCUACCGUCCGGCAAGAAAUCAACACAGCCAAAGAGCAAAAACACUAAAGAGCCUGCGAAAGACAAAGCGAAAAGAAAGGGUGCACUAGACACUAUGCCGGUAACGACUGAAGACUGGGCGCAUUACGAUGCACCAGAUGAGCUACUGGAAGCUUUCAAACAAGAGGCUAUGAAGAAGACUGGAAUUAACUCAGAAACAAUAGAGAAGCCGAUGCUGAGUCUGCACACGCUGAAUACGCUGAUGACGAUGCUGUCGGGAGUUGGCUACACUCACCUGAUGCUGCCCAUCCUCGCCUUCCAAGACGUCCUGUCUCGCAGUUUGUUGAAGAGUAACGCAUUGCACGUGCUCACUCAUAUCAGAGCAAUUGAAGUUUGCCAACAGCUAGAUUUGAAGUCUGGAUGUAAUUAUCAUGAGAAGUUAAUUGGUGGACAGAUGCAGAUCAGUGAAGAUGAACGAGCCAUGUCACGGGAAGAGAUCGCCAUUCUGAAGGAGAAGAAAGUUCAGGUGACUCGCGAGGAAAUGAGGUUGAAGGAAUCUCUGGCACGGCUGGCCGAGCAGACUUCUGAGAAAGAUCAACGCAAGCUGCGUACACGGCCAACUGAUGGAGACAAGAAGGAGGAUGUGAUGGAGUCUCACCUGGGCAAGGUGCUGGGAGCAGUCACAUUCCGAGACGUGUGGACGGACACGGCCGAGGUCCUCAUCAGACUCGGCUUCUACCAGAAUGCCCGCGAUCUCCUUGCUGAGGCCAAUAUAGCUGCCCAGGAGUUUGAUGACAAACCGCUGCAAGGCAGGAUACUGUAUCUGUUGGCCAAGCUGUCGUUUGAAGAGGCCCAGUUUAUCCAGGCUGUCAACCUCUGUAAAGCAGCUCAGGAAAUGUUUGAGGGAGAUGAAAUGUACUGGUUUGACACAACAAAGCUCAUGAUAGAUGCCACACUUGAAGAUUAUGAGAAUAGAUAUUCAAGUCGACUGUCGGAUGCUCAAAAAAAGAGAUUUUUCACUGCGAGGACGAUUGUUGUCCAUGCUUUGAAUGAGUUCCUCAGUGUGCAUGAAUUGCGACCUAACAGACUCAGCAUCACCGGCUACAUCCUGGGAAUUCUGGAAGGAAAACUAGCCAGUAUUCAGGCGACUGUGUUGAUGAAGAAGAAUAUCAAUGCUCCACAGAUCAUGAAAGGUGUGCUGUCAGCGUGUGAGAGGUUUGAGAAUGCCACAGACCGCCUUAUCAAGCUGGGAUACAAGAGAGAAGCAGUGCCGUUCAUGAAGGAAUAUGCUGGCAUCCUGAGAUACUUGGCUCGAAACUCCAUAGAGAAUGAGAUCAAACACACAUACUACUUACAGUCUCUACUGGUGUUGAGAGAGGGUUUGUCUCUAGCCGAGGAAGUCUUCCAAGAUGUUCAAACUCUGUGUUCUUUAAGUAACAAUCGAAACAUGAGUUUUCCAACGCAGCGUGAGUUUGCUGAUAUCCUCAUAGAGACGGGAGAUCUGUUGUUGGAGAUUCUCCAGCUACAUGACAAGGAACGGAGAAUGAAACAAUUCGCCGACCAGAGGAAAGGAUCCAUAGUCAAGAUGGUUGAGGAUUUCAUUUGCCAGACUCCAGUGUAUACCCACAUGGAAAAAGAAUGGGUUGAAAUUGCACACACUUGUGGUGAAGAGGCCUUGUCAAAACUGCUCACAGCCCACAGUCUGGCCGGCAAUAUCCAGAGACUGAAAGCGCGGGCUCUGUGUAGCAUGGGCUGGUGCUUCAAGCUGCUAUCUCUUCAGAAAGGACCGGACGCCCCGCCUCACUGGCUUGUCCACGAAAUGGAGAUGCUGAAGACGAAUUUCGAGGCGGAGAGUGUAGAAGCCGAUGAGACUGACGAAAAGAGUGAACCACCAGAUAAGGAGGAGAAGGCUUUCCGCAAAUACUCGCCACUUAUCAAACAGAUGAAGGACAUGCACCAGGAUUCGAAGUAUUACUUGAUUCAAGCCACGGAAUGUUUAGUUCAGUGUCUCAGCUUGAGUCUCUACCACAAGUUCACUGACCUGGCUGGACGUGUUUCCCUGGAGCUGGUCGACUGUUUCGGUCAGUUUGACCCCGCGACGGCCAGCAGUUUCCUGGCACUGCACCAGAGUUGUGAGACAUCGCGCCACCUCGAGAAGAUCCUGCACACCUCCCAGCCCGACCCGACCACCUCGAAACUUGCCGCGCUGCUACGGCAACGCUACAACCUACAGCUCCACGACAUCAGCACGAACCUCUCCAACAGUCCGCUGAUGGCAUCCAUUCAGGCAGCACUGCAAGCCGACUGGCAGUGUUGGAAGAGACUCGAGGUGAUGCCAAACCACAUAGAUCUCCUGAGGGAGUUUCCACCCAACUUCAACUUUGUUAUCCUCCAGCACUCUCCAGACAAGAACUUCCUGUACGGGAGUUUGUUGGACAAACCGAGACCUGGUGGAGACAAGAUGGGUGAAAAGCGAUCUCAGAAACAGGCGUCCACAGUUCCGAGUCGUGCAAGGGUGUUUGGCAUGGAGACGAGUGCGCGCCUCCUCAACGAGCUGGUGUCCAAGUUCCAGCAGCACAAACAGAGCGUGCAGCAGCUGUUAUUGAAACAGGAGUACCAGCGCACACAGGCCGCGCUACGACAGAAGAUGUUGCAGAACCUCGACGACAACAUGAAGCAGCAGGAGGCUAAGUUGUUUCUGGAAGAAGAAGACCGCGAUGAGGAGAAUCGUCUACAGGAGGAGUUCCGAGAACUAGUGGCCGCGAUGGAGUUGUAUCUGAAGCCCAUCAUGGAACCCAUCGAGGCAGCUCUCAGCUCCAAUCCCCCAGUGACGGUGAAGGACCCCCCACCCAGCCAGGAGUGCGUCAUCCUCCUGGCCGACCCGGAUCUCAUGCAAAUGCCGCUGGAGGCCCUGGAGUGUCUGUCUGCGGAACUGAUCGCGGCAUUCUCACGCGACUUCUCAUUACAACUCUUCUACCACCGCUACCACGUUGACCAGCCUGUCGAGGACCCGGCGGGUGAGAAGAAGAAGAAACCAAAGGGCGGAGAUCAGCUGGUGACAUCUCGCAUUCCCGGAGCCAGGGAGGCCAAGCAGAAACAGGCCAAAAUUAUACCACUUGAUCGACCUCUAAAACCAGGACAGAUCUCAAUGAACACAAUGAACGUCAAAUAUAUACUGGAUACUAACUUAGACUGUGCAGAAACAGAGGAAAACAAACCUAUAGAGCAGUUUCAGAAAGUUCUUGAUGAAUAUGAACAACAGUUCACGCCUCGCUGGCUGGGCAUUAGUGGAGAGGACCACACUCCAAGUGUUGGUGAGUGGGAAGUGUACAUGAUAGAAAGCAGUGGCUUCAUCUUUUAUGGCAUGGAGCAUCUUCUGUCUUACAUCCCUCCUUCAAAGAUAUCAGCAUUGAACAUCCCAGACUGCACCAUGUUAUAUCUUCUUGAUCUCGCCCAAACAAGCAAGAGCUUUCUGGGUCAGUCAAAGAUUGAUGUUCUUAAAAGUCAUAGUGACCUGGCUCUAGAGAAGCCAUUGGAGACUGCGAUGUUGACAUCACUGACGGGGGUGAAGUGCAUUAUGAUGAACCAGUGGUACUGUACGCUGGCUGAGAACAAAGACAGACUGCACCUCACCAUGAAAGAUCUGCUGGAGAAAGGGAAGAUGACGGGUGAGACGGUGAGACUGCUGUGCUCCCCCCAGAGACGGAAAGCGGAGGAGGAGGCGAGUAUCGCCGCGGAGGAGGAGGCUAGUCAGAACAAGGCGUCGGUUGACUCGGACAGUCGCAAGGGAGACCGCAGACGUGGUGGGUCUCCUGAAAGUCCUCGAAGUCCAAGAAAAGAUCCGGGUGGAAAGAAGGACCAGGGUGGCAAGAAGGGGAGGAGCCAGGGGAGUGGCAGCAGUCGGGUGAGCAGUCGCGCCAGCAGUCGGUCGGGUCACAAGGAGGGUGUGCAGCAUGAUGAGGAGGGCGAUGUGGACCCUGACAAGGAUCAGGAGGAGCCGAAGGAGGAGGAGAGGAUGUUCAUACAGAGAUCGUGGUUCAACAUGGUCUGUUACGGCCUGCCCAGCAUCGUCUUCACGCACUAGGCACAACACCAAUAGUCUCCAGUUAACACGAUGAGGUGUCUUUCAACUAACAUCAUCGUCACGCACUAGACACAACACAACACCAACAGUCUCCAGUUAACACGAUGAGGUGUCCUUCAACUAACAUCAUCGUCACGCACUAGACACAACACAACACGAACAGUCUCCAGUUAACACGAUGAGGUGUCCUUCAACUAACAUCAUCGUCACGCACUAGACACACAACACCAACAGUCUCCAGUUAACAUGAUGAGGUGUCCUUCAACGAGCAUUCUGUUCCCUUAAAGCCAACUGUUUGCAUAAUAUCCAAAGCCACGGUCAAAGUGAAUUACAUUACAAGCUGUACUGUGUGAUUAUAACCGAAUGGUCUGUAUUGUAUUAACAGCAGUACAAUCAUUUGCAUUCCACACAUUAAUAUGACCUUUUCCCACCUAAAUCAUAGACUGGUCUAAACUUAAUCUUCCAUUGUGUCGAGGCUACCCAUUUUUGCCCAUGUCAUUUAUGUCUUUCUUCUUUCUCCCUUGCUUUAUUGAUGCAUGGUCGGUUUGGGAUCAAUCCCGUCAGUGGGCUCAUUGGGCUAUUUCUCGCUCCAGCCAGUGCACCACGACUGGUACAUCAAAGGCCGUGG
Molecule: messenger RNA, 5582 nt
Organism: Gigantopelta aegis
Lineage: Eukaryota; Metazoa; Mollusca; Gastropoda; Neomphalida; Peltospiridae
Product: cilia- and flagella-associated protein 46-like
Exons: 41
Coding region: 68-4954 (1628 amino acids)
Biological process (GO): cilium movement involved in cell motility; axoneme assembly
Source: RefSeq, a predicted model, not a curated record